Messenger RNA from Cyphomyrmex costatus, 1391 nucleotides. Its product is annotated as zinc finger BED domain-containing protein 4. The record is from RefSeq and is a predicted model, not a curated record. Gene Ontology annotation, molecular function: protein dimerization activity. The annotation marks the transcript as partial. The transcript is spliced from 2 exons. Lineage: Eukaryota; Metazoa; Arthropoda; Insecta; Hymenoptera; Formicidae.
AUGGAUCAAAUAUACACUGUUACUACAGAUAAUGGUGCAAAUAUGUUGAAGACUGUAAAGUUGCUAUCUUUAUGCAAUAAAGAUUCUGAUGAAGCAAUUUUGAAAGAAAACAAAGGCGUUAAUGAUAAUAAUGAUGAUAAUGAUGAGGACAUCGAUUUAGAGUAUUUAGACCUGCAAUUAGAUCCGGACAAACUUAGAGAUGAGUCAGAUGAGAGUAAUGAACACGAACCAGAGGAGGAAAUGUACCAUCACACCGAAAAUAUACUACAAAUUAUUGAAGACAGUAUACCAUAUUCUGAUUUUUCAAGUAGCAUAUUAACAGGAGUGAGAUGUGCAGCCCAUACCUUGCAGCUGGUCGUGGAUGAUGCCUUGAAAAACACAACUAAAGGUAUUUCACUCUUGAUCAAAAAGGCUCGAAGACUCGUGAAGAAGCUAAGAACAUCAACUUUUUUAUACAUGCUCAAAAAACAAAAUUUGAAAAAGCCGAUAAUUGAUUGCCCAACACGUUGGUGCUCGACAGUGAUCAUGCUCGAAAGAUUAUUAUUACUAAAGGAUUAUUGCACAGAACUGGCUGUAACAAAAUUCGAGAAGUUUGAAACGCUAACUGAUGCAGAAUGGGCAAAAAUUGAAGAGGUGUGCCAAAUUCUACAGCCAAUUAAAACGUGCACAGAAAAACUCCAAGCCGAACAAUUGACUCUUGGCGACUUCUUCGGCCAUUGGUUACAGACAAAAUUAGCGAUGAAAAAAAUGAAUACAUCUUUCGCAAUGCUCAUCUUCGACUUUAUGGUAUCUCGGGAAAAGUAUCUACUGGAAAAUGAUGUGUUGUUAUCUGCUCUCUUUUUGGAUCCAAGAUUCAAAAUUUUUUUAGAAGAUGUGCAGAUAGAAAAAGCAAAAACUCAUUUGAAACAUCUUUGGGCAAAAAUGAUGUCCCUUGAAGACUUGCCCGCAUUAAACCCUAACUCACAAGAAUUCUCAUCAAGUGAGUCAGAAUCUACGAGCGAUGAUUUAGAGAGCCUUCUCAAAUUAAAAGAAAUACAUCACAAUUCUUCUAUUUCACAAUCAUCACCGUCUGUUCAAUCAACUCAAUCAAAUGAACAUCUUUCCUUGCGAAGGAUUGAACUCUUACUAGAAAGUUACCACCAAGAGCAGAAAAGAAUCUCAAGAAAUACUAAUAUCUUGGAAUUCUGGCAAGAAAAAAGUACGAUUGAUCCAGAGUUGUACAAAUUAGCGAGGGUUACUCUGGCGGUACCAGCCACGCAAGUGAGCGUCGAACGGCUGUUUUCAGGAUUAAAAUUCAUACUAUCUCCGCUAAGAACGAAUGUCAAUGAAGAAAUCUUAGAGGAUCAACUUUUGGUCAGAGCUAACCGAAUUUUUAACAAAAAGGAUGACAU